CUUCAUUAUCAUAUAGUUGAAUAUACAGAAAUUCACAUACUCUCUCUCAAAUAUUCAUCUGGUAUCAGAGCCUUUUCAGGGCAUUUUCUUUUUCGGCCAACCCUAGCCAUGGUUACCACCACAUCAAACCCGUCCAUCUCUGCUCCUAUCAGCAACCCACCACCCAUCGUUCCAAUUUUUACCCCGACAGUUGUCACUACGCCCACAACCGAUGACACAGCUUCCUCCCGAACCAUAUCUGAUUUUCCUUCCUCAUCUGCUUCUACUCUGCCCACAAAUAACCUUCAACAAGCUCAUCAUUUCAUCUCUCUGAAACUUACAUCCAAAAAUUAUCUAUUUUGGCAUACCCAAAUGAUUCCCUUUCUUCGUGGACAAGGCCUUCUUGGUUAUGUUGAUGGCAGUUCUAUCUGCCCUGCUCCAUUUCUCCCGUCUCCCACUGAUCCAAGCAUGUCCCUCCCAAAUCCGGCCUACUCGGUCUGGCACCAACAAGAUCAAUCUAUCCUAUCGAUGUUGAUUUCCUCUCUCUCUGAUGAGACCAUGUAUCUCGCAGUCGGUCACUCCACUUCCCGAUCUAUAUGGCAGGCUAUUGAAUUGGCUUUAGCAUCUACUACUCGAGCUCGUGCUCUAGGGCUUCUCACACAACUCCAAUCUCUUAAGCAAGGAGAUUCUACUCCUUCUGCAUAUCUUGGCAAAGCUCGGGUGCUUAUAGGUGAUCUUGCUCUUGCUGGUCGUCCUGUUUCACUGGAUGAGCAAAAUCUCUACAUAUUCCGUGGAUUACGAUCUGAUUACAGAUCCAUGAUUUCAUCUCUUACCACAAGAGGAACUCCUGCUACCAUUGAUGAAAUUAGUGAUUUUCUCACCACUCAUCACUUCAUAUAUGAUGAUGACCAAUUUCUUCCAAGUGCCGACUCUACUGCUCCACCUCAGGCUUUUCAGGUUCAACGUCAUGGCUACGAUAAUACUCGUGGUCGUGGUUUUGGUGGUAAUCGUGGUCAGCGUGGUAGGGGUCAGCGUGGUCGUGGACGGGGCACCUCCAUUCGCUGUCAAAUAUGCAACAACCCGGGCCAUACUGCCUCUUCUUGCUAUCGCAGAUACAAUGAUGGUCCAGCCUCUGCUCAACCGGGUUUACUUCCUAUCCCUGCUCAUCUCUCCCAGUCACAAGGACUUCAACAUCAGUCCCCCAUGGGUCAUGCUAAUAUCGCUUAUCCCUCGGAUGAUAUGGCUAAUGCUCCUUUCUCUCAACACUGGUUUCCAGACACAGGAGCAUCUCAUCAUGCCACUCCAAACCUCAACUCACUUCAGAAAUUUGAGGAGUACAAUGGUUCUGACACUCUUCGUGUUGGGGAUGGUACAGGAUCUCAGCACCAAGACCAUCCUUCUCAAGGGCGUCAGUAGAGACGGACUCUAUCAAUUUUCUGUCCCAUCUCCAGUUGCUUAUCUUUCUGCACGUGCAUCUCCUGAAAUAUGGCAUCAUCGUCUUGGUCAUCCACAUGUUCAAGUUCUUCGUCGGGCUCUUAAUCAUUGUCCAGUCUCUGGUUCAUUUGAUAUUUUGAAUAAGCAUUUAUGUAGUGCAUGCCAACUUGGCAAGUCGUCUCGUUUUUCAUUACCGCGUCUUAGUGAGUCUAGUCAACAUGUCUUAGAUCUUGUGUACUCAGAUAUUUGGGGACCAUCUCCCUACUUGUCUAAUGAAGGUUAUCGUUACUUUGUUAUAUUUGUGGAUGAUUUUUCCCGGUAUAUUUGGUUUUAUCCAAUGAAACAAAAAUCUGAUCUUCAUGUUAUAUUUCCACAAUUUCAUGCACUGGUUGAACGUCUUUUCUCAUGUAAAAUGAAGUCAUUUCAGUCGGACCUUGGCGGUGAGUAUCGCAAGUUACGCAAAACACUACUCACUCUCGGUAUCAAUCACCGCCAAUCGUGUGCACAUACUCAUGCUCAAAAUGGGCGCGUUGAACGACGCCAUCGGCACGUGGUUGAAACAGGGCUUACUUUACUUGCACAUGCCUCUGUUCAUCCUCGUUUUUGGUCAUAUGCGUUUGAAACCGCUACCUAUCUCAUCAAUAGAAUGCCUACCUCCACUUUACACAACGACAGUCCCUAUUCCCUUUUGUUUCAAAAACAACCUAAUUAUUCCUUUCUUCGGUCUUUUGGGUGUUUAUGCUUUCCUUACUUACGCCCCUAUAAUCAACACAAAGUCAAUUUUCGAUCCUCUCGUUGUGUGUUUCUUGGGUAUCCUAGUUCGUUUAGUGGGUAUAGGUGUUUGGACUUAAAUACUGGAAAAAUCUUUAUAGCCCGUAUUGUUCGAUUUGAUGAAAACUGUUUUCCCUUGUCACAGGCUUCUCAAUUGCAGGCCACUCCUCCCAGUACUCAGACUUCCUCCCCAUGGUGCAUAUGUACCCUACCAGGUUGCUCGCGUGUGCAUCAAUCAUCUCAGCCAGAAUCAUCCUCACCCGGUCCACAACAUUUAUUAGCUCCUACUGCUGCAACUCGUCCACCCUCAUCUUCCAACCGACAUCCCCCUGCCUCCCGACCUCACCGUACCCACCAUAUGGUUCUUCGUCAUAUGACACGUUCUAUAGCCCCUACUGCCAACCUCACUACCACACCAACUUCUGAACCUACUUGCUUCACCCAGGCAGUAAAAUCAGCAGUGUGGCGUCAGGCCAUGGAUACUGAGUUCAAUGCUUUACUUGCCAAUCAAACAUGGGAAUUAAUUCCUCCAACACCUUCUAUGAAUAUCAUUGGAUGUAAAUGGGUGUUCCGCAUCAAGCAUAAAGCCGAUGGGACUAUUGAUAGAUACAAGGCCCGACUUGUGGCUAAGGGAUUCAAUCAAAUUGAAGGAGAAGACUAUUCUGAAACAUUCAGUCCCGUAGUUAAACCUACUACGGUUCGGUUGAUUCUUGCACUUGCAGUUACUAAAGGCUGGAAUAUUAGCCAGCUUGAUGUUCAUAAUGCCUUCCUCAAUGGGCACCUUAUGGAAACUGUCUAUAUGAGACAGCCCCCGGGCUAUGUUCUUUCUACAGCGCCCAAUCACGUUUGUCGUCUUCGGCGCUCACUUUAUGGUCUUAAGCAAGCCCCUCGGGCGUGGUAUCAACGUCUCCUUGACUAUCUCUUAUCUAUUGGUUUUCGUGCUUCUAAAACUGAUGUAUCUCUAUUUAUUUACACUCACGAUCAUGACAUGGUAUUUCUCCUUGUAUAUGUUGAUGAUAUUCUUGUCACCGGCAAUAAUGCUUCUCUUAUAGCCACCAUUAUUGGCAAACUCAGUCGUACUUUCAAAAUUCGUGAUUUGGGGCGCUUAUCUUUUUUUCUUGGAAUUGAGGCCAUUUCCCAGGACGGUGGCAUCUUACUGUCUCAGAGAAAGUACCUUGAAGACAUUAUUCAUCGAGCUGGUCUUGAUAAUUGCAAGCCCGUGGCUACUCCAUUUUCUGUCACCGAUAAGCUUACUGCUGCUUCCGGUACUCCUCUUCCCGAUGCCCGUCAAUAUCGCAUGUUAGCUGGAGCUUUACAGUAUGCCACCAUCACAAGGCCUGAUCUUAGUUUUGCUGUAAACAAAAUUUGUCAAUACAUGCACGCACCCACAGAUGUUCACUGGAAGACUCUAAAACGCAUUCUUCGUUAUGUGAAAUCUACUUCUCAUUUUGGCUUACGUUUCACUCCUUCUCCUUCAUUUGACAUUCAUGCAUUUUCCGACUCCGACUGGGCCGGUUGCCUUGAUGAUCGCAAGUCUACUAGUGGGUAUGCUGUCUUUGUUGGAUCCAAUCUGAUCUCUUGGGUAUCAAGAAAACAGAAAACUGUAGCACGCUCCUCAACUGAAGCGGAGUACAAAGCCAUUGCCGAUGUCACCGCGGAAGUUAUUUGGGUAGUCUCUCUUUUGCGUGAGCUUGGUCUGUCUCUGCCUCAUUCUCCUCGCCUAUGGUGUGACAACUUGGGCGCCACCUAUAUGUGUGUCAAUCCUAUAUUUCAUGCACGGACAAAGCAUGUGGAAAUCGAUUAUCAUUUUGUUCGGGACUUAGUAGCAAAAGGAGCAAUUCAUGUUCGGUUUCUCUCUACCAAGGACCAAUUAGCAGACGUAUUUACAAAACCUCUCUCUGCCUCCCGUUUUGCCUUUCUUCGAGACAAGCUUCAAGUUGUCCCUAGGGAACUUUCAGCUUGAGAGGGGAGUAUUAGGAGUAUAGCAUGUAUAUGACUCUUACCGAUAAAGUUUUAGAUAAACUAUCCUCCUGUAGAUCCUAUUUAGUCUCUAGUUGGUUAGCUGAUCGUAUGUAUAUAUAUCACUCAUGUACUUCAUUAUCAUAUAGUUGAAUAUACAGAAAUUCACAUACUCUCUCUCAAAUAUUCAUCGUACUCAGGUUGCAUGACUCGCAU
Molecule: messenger RNA, 4359 nt
Organism: Cuscuta epithymum
Lineage: Eukaryota; Viridiplantae; Streptophyta; Magnoliopsida; Solanales; Convolvulaceae
Source: the annotation of a GenBank genome assembly